This is a messenger RNA of Asparagus officinalis (garden asparagus), 1245 nucleotides long. Its product is annotated as probable xyloglucan endotransglucosylase/hydrolase protein 23. Gene Ontology annotation, cellular component: apoplast; cell wall. Gene Ontology annotation, molecular function: hydrolase activity, hydrolyzing O-glycosyl compounds; xyloglucan:xyloglucosyl transferase activity. The coding region runs from base 349 to 1140 and encodes 263 amino acids. Gene Ontology annotation, biological process: cell wall biogenesis; xyloglucan metabolic process. The record is from RefSeq and is a predicted model, not a curated record. Lineage: Eukaryota; Viridiplantae; Streptophyta; Magnoliopsida; Asparagales; Asparagaceae. The transcript is spliced from 4 exons.
UAUUAAGCUGAGUCGGUGAAUCUAAUCUAUGCUUGAUAUCACACACCAACACAGAAAAGCAUAUAAAAAUCGGCAAUAAAGGAAAUCUGGCCUCAACUUUACUGCCCAUGGGCCAUAGAAAACCACUUGAUGUAGAAAGACCGCGUCCUCUGAAGUAAUUGCCUUAGCUGUCUCAAGUCUGUUGCCAGCCUCCAACUUGGAGCAUCCAAUACGCUUCCUAAUCCCACAACAGUCUUCAUAUCGUUCUCUGCUAUAAGAAGACCAGCGUCUCCUCCUCUUUUUCCUCACUCCUAUCACUAGCGUUCUUAAUACAUUCUCCUCAUACAUCUAGUCUGCUUGCCCUCUGCUAUGGCCCCAAUCUUGUUUACUCUAUUAGCAUGCUCUCUGAUAGGCAUUGCUUAUGCUGGCAACUUCAACAAUGACUUCGACAUCACUUGGGGCGAUGGACGAGGAAGGAUCCUCAACAAUGGACAGCUCCUCAGUCUGUCCCUUGACAAGACCUCUGGCUCUGGCUUCCAAUCCAAGCAUGAAUACCUUUUCGGCAAGAUUGAUAUGCAGCUCAAGCUAGUUGCGGGGAAUUCGGCCGGCACUGUUACAGCUUACUAUCUCUCUUCACAAGGACCUACACAUGAUGAGAUUGACUUCGAGUUCCUUGGAAAUCUCAGUGGAGACCCAUACACACUGCAUACUAAUGUAUUCACUCAAGGGAAGGGCAACAGAGAGCAGCAGUUCCACCUCUGGUUCGACCCUACCAAGGACUUCCACACCUACUCAAUUCUCUGGAACCCAAGUCAUAUUAUUUUCUCAGUUGACGGCAUCCCAAUCAGAGACUUCAAGAAUCUGGAAUCAAGGGGUGUUGCCUUUCCCAACAACCAGCCCACCGAUUGGACGAAAGCUCCAUUCACAGCAUCGUACAGAAAUUUCAAUGCCAAUGCAUGUGUUUGGUCCUCUGGUACCUCCACUUGUUCUUCAACAAAACCUGCAAGUGCUUCAGCAACCAAUGCCUGGUUGAAUGAAGAGCUGGAUUCAACAAGACGAGAGAGGAUGAGAUGGGUACAGGAGAAUUACAUGAUCUACAAUUACUGCACUGACAAGAAGAGGUUUCCUCAAGGCCUGCCACCAGAGUGCUCAGUCGCUUAAAAUGAAAAUUUAAUAGUGUUGCCGAGAAAAUAUGUAUAGCAAAUUAGUUUAUUCUUUUAUUAUUUUUCAUGAUAUAAUAAUAUAUGAGCCAACUUUCUAGUCCCA